Lasiosphaeria miniovina is the source of this 1328-nucleotide messenger RNA. RefSeq lists its product as uncharacterized. NCBI's taxonomy places the organism in Eukaryota, Fungi, Ascomycota, Sordariomycetes, Sordariales, Lasiosphaeriaceae. The transcript is spliced from 5 exons. The record is from RefSeq and is a predicted model, not a curated record. Bases 113 to 1306 code for a protein of 397 amino acids.
CCGGACUCGUGGGCGUCCACACCUCAGAAGCCGACAUGUAGAGUCCACAUCAUCAGAGAGCUGCGAGGAUAAGCAGAGUGCAUGAGACGGCGUGUAGCAUACGGCACCUAAGAUGGCACAGCUAGAACCGCGCACCGUCGUGGUGCUUAUGAGGCAGCGCCUCAGCGAGGUCCGCACCGAUGACGACGACUGGACCGGCCUCACGAGUCCGGCCGAGAGGAGGAGGCGGCAGAACAGACUCCAUGCUCGAGCCUGGCGAAAGCGGAAGGCGGCCCAGCAGCAGGCAGAGCAACCAGGGACGGCAUCUGGGCUGGUCUUAGCCUCCUCGGCAGGGCGAUCCGAGCCAGCUGAGCAUGGGGGUUCAAGGGCUUCUGUUCAGAAACUCUUGUCUGGCAUGAACAUUGGCCCUCCCGACCCUGCCACGUUAUCUCUGUUCCGGCAUGAUGAUGCCGAGCCGGAUGGACAGGAUCUACCCGGUGACAGACAGGAUGUGCGGCUUGUCAGCGACCCAGCGCCAGCGCCAGCCGGCCAGUGGCAACUCGACGUAGUCCACCACCACCACCAUUACCACCACCUGCCCCCCAACCCGAGCCAGGUCCAGCAUUACUACCACUUGCCCCCCAACCCGAGCCAGCUCCAGCACCAGUCCAAGCACAAGCACAGCCACUACUCGCCCUACCUCUCGUGGCUCGCCACUGGCCCGCAGGAACGCCCGCCCCUCAUCCCACCCCUGAUUCCCUACGUGACGCCGGACUCGGGGCCGACGAUCCCGAAGCCAGAUCUCAUCUUCCCACUAUCGCCCGACCAUCUCUUCAUCACGAUCGUGCAGUACAACGUGCUCCGCGGCACCAUGACCAACAUGGUCAUCCUAUCGCUGCUCGACACGCUGCCGAUGGAAUGCUCUGCUGCGUUGCAUAUCCAGACGGAGUACCGCAACCCGGGCCGCGCCGGCACGGUGCCCGAGGCGCUGAUGCCGACGGAGCUGCAGCGCACGGUGGCGCACGCGCCGUGGAUCGACACGAUCCCCUCGCCACAGCUACGCGACAACCUGAUCCUGCUCGACGGGCAGUACGACCAGGACGAGCUGUGCAGUGACGUCAUGGGCGGGCUGUUUGAGGGAUUCAACGAGGCUGCGGUGCGCGGCUGGAUCCUCUGGAAGGAGCCGUGGGACACGCGCGGGUGGGAGGUGUCGGCGGGCUUUGCGCGCAAGUGGGCGUUUCUGCUGCGCGGGUGCACGUCGGUCAAGGCGGCGACCAACGCGUGGCGCGAGAGCCGCGGCGAGGAGCCGUUGGUUUUUGAGCUGUGAGCUUUGGUCUGGUUGUUCGUUC